UCAUCCCUAGUACUCUGAACCCUCACCAAUGGAAGCAAAUAAGCCCUAUCUGGUUGUCCUCAUAGUUCAAGCAAUUUAUGCCGGCAUGUUCCUUCUCUCCAAAGCUGCCUUCGACCACGGCAUGAACAAUUUCAUCUUCGUCUUCUACAGACAGGCCGCUGCCACUGUCUUCCUCGCCCCGUUCGCUUUCUUCUUCGAACGGAAAACUGCACCGCCUCUGCCAUUCGUGACCUUCUGCAAGAUAUUCUUUCUUUCGUUCUUGGGGAUAACCAUGAGCUUGGACAUUUAUGGGAUUGCCCUUAUUUACACGUCUGCAACUUUAGCUGCUGCUACUACUAACUGCCUUCCCGUCAUCACUUUUUUCUUGGCCCUUCUCCUCAGGAUUGAAAGUCUGAAAGUGAAAACAGCACCUGGGGUUGCAAAGUUGGUGGGUAUAGUGGCAUGUUUGGGUGGUGCGGCAAUCCUUGCCUUUUACAAAGGACCUCACUGGCAACUUUUGGGGCAUCAUCACCUUUUGGGGUAUUCUCAUUCUAAUGCACAAGCACAGCACGGUGUUCCAUCUGGCACCUGGAUAAAGGGUUGCUUCCUCAUGCUCCUCUCCAACACCUGUUGGGGGCUAUGGCUCGUACUUCAGGCCUUUGUCAUAAAAGGGUACCCUUCAAAGUUGCUCAUCACAACCCUGCAGUGCUUCUUAAGCUCAAUUCAGUCUUUUGCCAUCGCCUUUGCCGUAGAAAGGGACGUUCAGCAAUGGAAGCUGGGUUGGAAUGUCCGACUCCUUGCCGUGGCUUACUGCGGAAUAGUGGUGACGGGGGUGACAUUUUACAUGCAAGCAUGGGUUAUAGAGAAGAAAGGACCAGUGUUUUUGUCCAUGUCGACUCCGCUGGCUCUCAUCAUCACCAUUUUCUCAUCAGCAAUUCUGUUAGGCGAGGUCAUGAGUUUAGGGAGCCUAUUAGGAGGGUUGAUAUUGGUGAUAGGACUAUACAGUGUGCUGUGGGGAAAGAGCAGAGAGCAAAUGCCCAAAGCCUCACGUGACUUAGAGGUGGCAUCGGUGUGUGAUCGUACUACAACGGCGGGGCCGGCCGCCGGACCUGUAUGUGUGUAAAUGUACAUGUAUCGAUCCAAAAACCCUACCUGGGCAGAAAAUGUACUGUGGUUUUCUCUCAAAGGGGCGAAUUUGGAAUAUUAUCGCCGAGUUCUGUCGCCGUCAUGCCUGGUGAAGCUCAUGUAGUACAGGCAAGUCAUUUGACAUGGAGGCAUCUCAAGUGAAAGCCCUUCAAAUUCUCGCCUUAAUUUGUAUACAAUUUUAGUCAGUUUUAUUUUGUCGUUGAUUUAGCAAUUUUUUUAUGUUUCAUCUUACUUAGUUUGUAUUUGGAUUCAAAAGGUCGCAACAACCUGAUCUGAUUGUAACCAUAUAUAUAUA
Molecule: messenger RNA, 1420 nt
Organism: Neltuma alba
Lineage: Eukaryota; Viridiplantae; Streptophyta; Magnoliopsida; Fabales; Fabaceae
Product: WAT1-related protein At5g64700
Exons: 7
Coding region: 29-1102 (357 amino acids)
Cellular component (GO): membrane
Molecular function (GO): transmembrane transporter activity
Source: RefSeq, a predicted model, not a curated record